Molecule: messenger RNA, 4541 nt
Organism: Hydractinia symbiolongicarpus
Lineage: Eukaryota; Metazoa; Cnidaria; Hydrozoa; Anthoathecata; Hydractiniidae
Product: protein ZGRF1-like
Exons: 11
Coding region: 398-3997 (1199 amino acids)
Biological process (GO): double-strand break repair
Cellular component (GO): nucleus; site of double-strand break
Molecular function (GO): helicase activity; zinc ion binding
Source: RefSeq, a predicted model, not a curated record
CAUAUGCAAAAUAUUAAAAUGGUAUAUAUUGUAAUUCCCAUGGUUGCACUAAUGUUUGAUAUUUCAGAUGCAUUUGUGUAGCAUGUACACACAGUACUACUUCAUUUACCAACAUGUCUAAUUUUUUUUUAAAAUGAAAAAGGUGAAUAUAAAAGUCAUAUUUUUAUAUGCUUUUAAGAUAAAGGUAAACAACCUAGUCAUAUCGAACAUGACCUGUUUAUGAAAGAUACUCUAAGUCCAAAAAUAUAACUCGACAGGGUGGGAUUUUCCUUUUAUCUCGUUUUUGAGAUAAGAAAAAUAAUUAUCAAUAUUAUCAGUUUCUGCUUUGUCUUUACAGAGUACAAAGGUUAUAAUUUCAAAUGCAUCUAUAUCAUGUAACUUGGCAGCUGGAGAAUCAAUGGAAGUACAGUAUAAGGUGCUCUAUACUCACCAAAAAUUAAAAAAGAAAAAAAUAUGGCAGGAUGGAUAUUUAAAAGUGUCCCCCAAUAACAGAAAGGCGAACUUGCUCAAUGACAGUUGGCAGAAUAUUGAUUCGCUAUUUGUAAGAGAUUACAAACUCUGUGACGAUACAGAGUUGGAGAGUGACAAGUUUCUUAUCACUGUUGAAUGCGAACAUUUGAAUGAUCAACAUAGAUCAAAUAGUGGAAAUAGCUCCAACAAAGAAAAUGCAUGCGUCAACAACAGCCAAAAGCAAGGAGAAGAAAAAUGCGUUCGUCAAAGCAGCGAAAAUGAGCCAUUCUGUCCAGUAUUUUCAUCGCGUGCAAAGCAAGCUGCAUUUAAGGCUGAACUAAAAUAUGACUCGUCAAGACAUCCAAAUGAAUCCUCUGCUGAAAACUCUGGUCUUCUUCCUGAUUCAUAUGAGCGGCUUAAAAAACGUUUAUGUACGCCAAAACAAUCACCUUUUUUUUCGUAUGACCAACCCGCAGGUAAUCUGCGUCAAGUUAAUUUAACUAUGGACAACAUUGUGCAAUCUUAUCACCAGGGUGAGUCACCGAACUUUCGCAAUUUCGACGUUGAUUGUAUGAAGCUUGCUGAUAAGGUAACGGAUGUAAAUCUGUUAUGUGAAAAGAAUAAUGAGAGUUUCUUCUCACAUAACAGUGUGCGUGUAACAAAGAAAAGAUCUACUAACGAGCUAUUGGAUUUAUUCAAUAGUACUUCCACAAUGAGAAGUACAAAUGUUGACGAUAAAGAGUUUAAAAAGGGUAGCCUGAUUCGGAUUGACGUGUCCCGAUACUGUACAGGAACCAACUCAAAUGAACCGUGUUCUGACUCACUUGCUCAGACGAGACCUAGCUGCACUGAUGUCCAUGAUAAAUAUUGCGGCAGUGAUGUCGCUAAGAGAAAUGAAAAGGCGUUGAAAAGAAAGCAUGUGCUACCCACCCAUGUGAUAGCAGAAACGUUUCAAACGUUUGAAAGACCGGCGACGAAAAUUCAAAAUGUUGGUGAUCAUGCAGGAAGUUCAAUGGUUGAGCGGAGUGAAAGAACAGUCUUCACGCCAUUAAGUGCUUCCCAACCUAAUUCUACUUUAUUGACACAAAGCUCUCCAAGAAAUGUUUUGACACGUAACUCAAACUUUUACAAGACCUCUUCGUAUACUCCCCCGCAAUUUUCUAAACAAGAAUAUAAUUUCCCUACAAAGGAGGAGUGCACUGAAAAUCCGACUCCGAAGCGUGAAAUAAAAAUCCCAUUUACUUUCGAUUCGGCUGCGAGGUAUAAGCAAACGUUUAAAUCGAUUAUAAAAGAACAUCUCAACAUAAUUCUAUUCGACGUCGCGUCGAAAUAUUUCUCGGCAAUGACGUCUGUCGACAUGUCGUCAUUUCAGAUUGGCAGCGGUUUUAAUGAUAGUUCUGUGGGUACGAAUGUUGCCUGCAAGCAUGGCCCUGCAAAAUUGAAAGUUGUUCGUAAGGAGGGCAGAAAUGCUGGACGCAUGUUUUAUUCGUGUCCUGGUGUUGCAACUGCAAAUUGUAAUUACUUCAAAUGGGCUGACGACGUGGUUAGGUCAUCCCCUGCAGCAACGUCUAAUAAUCCACAACUAACAAGUAAAAUUGUUUUGACCGAUCACCAAAGUAUAUCCAGUUAUUUUAAUACGCGUGGUGUACAAUUGUAUUGUGAUGUAAAAAUUACACGAAAAUCACCGUGCUAUAACGUAAAAAUAAAAGGAAGAAGCAAAGCAAAAAUUACGGCAACGGUAUCAAAUAUAAAGAAGGUACUCAUUCUGGUAUUACCAUUUAAGAAAGCUUCGUCUUUUUAUGCGAAAGACGAUAUUUGGAUCGUGUCCAAAACGUUAGAAUUUCAACCACGUUCCACUUUUAUCGCUAGGAGCGUAUUUUACGGACCAAAUUCUUCAGGUGAUUUGGAGAUUUUGCCGUUAGCCGGAUACUCAAUAUCGAAUUGGCAAAACAACGAAAGUUGCGUUUGUAUUCAAGCAUGCAAUGCAUCCAGUGAGCUGAUCUGUAUUCAGAAUUUAAACGAUUAUGUCAACCCAAUGGAUGUGCCAGUGUUGUCCAGUCUACUUUCGUAUCCUCUAUUGUCUAACGUAAACAAUCUGUGUAAUCGACUUAAUUUGUCUUGCUUGCAAGUCGGUGAUACAAAAGAAUUUUUAAACAACACAAUUUCAAAGUUUAGUUUAAACGAAGACCAAGCAACGGCUUUGUGCCGGAUAGCCGAUAUGUUUGUAGAAGAAAAAAAUAAUUGUAUUACUCUUAUCCACGGAGUUUUCGGUGCCGGUAAAAGUUACCUACUUGCAAUUGUGGUUUUGUUUUUAGUAGAACUAUUUGGAAUAAUGGAGACAAAAUUUAAAUUGUCAAAAAAACUCAAGCUUUUAAUAGCAUCGACAACAAAUGUUGCGGUUGACCGAGUUCUGCAAACAUUGUUAAAUCUGGGUUAUCAAGAUUUCGUACGGGUCGGGAGCGUUAAAAAAAUAGCGAAACCGAUUUUACCAUACAGUGUACAUGCAAGCGAUCGUGAAGACCAAGAACUGAAAGAGUUAAACGAUUUGGCAAAAACGGAUUUAACAGACGAAGAAAAAGGAUACAUACGAAAAGCGAUAGAGUUACAUAAACUUGGCGUGAAUCGUAAGAAAUUGAACGACGUUGCUGUUGUCGGCGUGACGUGUGCGGCCUGUGUGUUUCCGUAUUUACAAAGUUUGACGUUUCAAGUGCAGCUACUGGAUGAAUGCAGUCAGAUAACCGAACCGACUUCGAUGUUGCCGAUAGCGCGAUUUAAAUGCGAGCGCUUGGUACUUGUCGGCGAUCCGAAACAACUCAGCCCGACUAUAUCGGGAUCAGAAGCAAAGCAUUCUGUUAGUUUAGAAAUGACGAUGUUUGAACGCUUGCAACAUGUAGGAUACGAUUCAGUGAUUCUGCGAACUCAGUAUCGAUGUCAUCCGUCAAUAAGUGAGUUAUGCAAUAAAAUGUUCUAUGACGGCGUUUUACUCAACGGCGUGUCGGAGAAUGAUCGAGAGCCCUUGUUGGAUUGGUUACCAACUGUCGGUUUUUGCGAUGUUCACACGGGAAAAGAACAGUGUCAGUCGGACGGAAGUUUUCUCAACCUGGAGGAGGCUAAAUUUAUUGUGGACCUUCUGGUAUGUAUUAUGCGCAGUGGUAUCGAGUCGACCCAAGUUGGUGUAAUAACGCAAUAUAAAUCUCAAGUAUGCAAAAUUAAAUCGCUGCUGCACGAAUCAAACGUUGCUAACGCGGAUGUUAAGGCACUUCAGAUCUCCACAGUUGAUGCUUUUCAAGGUGCGGAAAAGGAAAUCGUUUUAUUAUCGUGUGUUAGGACACGUAAUAUUGGUUUCAUCGACUGUCCACAGCGCACCAACGUUGCUUUGUCACGCGCUAAGAGGCACUUACUUGUCGUCGGAAAUAAAAAGUUACUCUCGUCUGAUCAAUGCUGGGGUGGAGUACUGGAUGUGUGUAGCAAACAAAAAACAGCUGUGGUGGAGAGGACUCAGUAUUUUCUACAAUGCGCUUUGGAAGGUUGCGCUAAUUGCGAAUAAUAUGUUCAUCAGUAUCUGUUCAUGCAGGAAUCAAUUUUUAAAGAUUACUUUCUUAAACGAGCCUUGAGUUAAUUCAUGCAACACAGCGAAAAAGUAGUUGAUGAUAGAUGUUUGCUUGUUUGCUUGCCUAAAAGUGAGUUUGAACAUGGGCAUUUAAAAAAUGAAGUAAGUUUGAACAUGGAUAUUUAAGAAAUAAGAUGAAGCUUGAACAGAGAUAUUUAUAAAGUGACGACAGCGAGGGUCGUUCUCCAUACAGCAGCAAUUUUGCGCCCAGUCGUGAAGAGAGUCUUAAAAGACGGACAAAGUGCGCACUAAACAGUUGAAGCGUUGUCAAAGUGUUGUUUUUUUCUUCUUAUACUGAUGUUGCUUUAUUUACCUUCUAAGUACUAGGUUGAGCUAUCGUGGUCGUUUAUGGGAGUUACCUAUGUAUUUUGAUCGUUUUAAACAAUUUUGAUUGCAGUAAUUGUUAGAAUCAUAUGUUAUAAAGUAAUAAUAAUAACAACAAUAAUUGUACGUUGUGUGAGUGAGAGACGAAUAUUGUCAA